This is a messenger RNA of Paramuricea clavata, 1175 nucleotides long. The record is from the annotation of a GenBank genome assembly. NCBI's taxonomy places the organism in Eukaryota, Metazoa, Cnidaria, Anthozoa, Malacalcyonacea, Plexauridae.
UCCAAAAAAUGGACGAACAAUGAAAGGAGGUUAAGAAAUCCAAAGAAGUCAACUCAACGACUAUUGGAUUUGUCUUACCUAAAACCAUCCGAAUUAAGAAAAGCACGCACGACAUUGAUUAGGGAAGAUCAAACCGAUUCUCUCAACGAAGUGCUAAUGGCUUUAAAGCAACCAAAAAAGUAUCAAAUGGACUCGAACAUUUUGCAGUUAACCCCAAGGUUUGAUCGAAACGGUGUAAUAAGGAUGUUUGGACGUCUUGAAUCAACACCGUUUCUCUCACCAGAAAUUCGAGUCCCAGUAAUAUUGGGAAAAAAGUCACGUGUUGCAAGAGGCUUGAUAUACGACUUUCACAUGGAAAAUAAUCAUUUUGGAAGUUAUCAAGCUCUUUGGAACCUAGUGAAACAAAAAUAUUGCGUGAUACAAGGACUAUCUAUGUGUAAAAAACUCAUCAAGGAAUGUAAUUACUGCAAAAAGAAAUUUGCUGCAACAACCGCUAGGAAAAUGGGUCCGUUACCAUUUUCGCGGAUUCCUGAUAGCCGGCGACGUUUGACACCGUUUGCCCAUGUUGGAAUCGACAAUAUGGGACCAUUAAACGUUAAAAAUGGUGACAACAUGGCCACAAGAUACUUAUUAGUUUUUGUAUGCAUGAUCACCAGGGCCAUACACAUAGAAGUAACAGUUGAUAAAUCAACAAAAUCAACAACUUUAGCUCUAAUAAGAUUUCAAGGAAGGUUUGGUACACCAAACAUAAUAAACACCGACAAUGCUUCAAAUUUUCUGGAGAUAGCCAGAGAAAUGGAGAAGUUGAAGGCCAUCUUUGCAGACAAAGAAAUUAAUUGGACCUUCAACCCUCCAAAAGCAGCUUGGUUCGGUGGUCAUUUUGAAAUCUUUGUAGGGCUAAUCAAAAAAGCCAUCUUCAAAAGUACACCAAAUAUAGACGUUAUUUUAAACGAUGAAGAAUUGGCAACCCUAACAAGUGAAAUAGCGAGAAUGUUAAACAACAGACCGUUGAACUACGUCUCAGAAGACGGAAUCGACACUGUUUUAACACCUGCCGAUUUCAUAUUGGGAAGUCAAAAAACAUCUGAAAUAACGUGUCCAGAGUCAAUUUCCAGAGAUUUCAAGAAAAGAUACAUAUUCUUAAAAAAGUAUCUAGACAAUAUCUGGAAAAAAUU